Molecule: messenger RNA, 522 nt
Organism: Hevea brasiliensis (rubber tree)
Lineage: Eukaryota; Viridiplantae; Streptophyta; Magnoliopsida; Malpighiales; Euphorbiaceae
Exons: 2
Coding region: 1-522 (173 amino acids)
Source: RefSeq, a predicted model, not a curated record
AUGAGAAAUCAUGCCACCCCCCUGUCAAACUUGAACAAAGCCUACUGGGCAAUUCAGACCCUAAAUUUUGACUUCAAAGCUACUGGUGAAAAAAGACUCCUACAGCUCAAUGAGUUUGAUGAAAUAAGGCAGGAUGCGUAUGAGAAUGCUAAAAUCUUCAAGGACAAAACCAAAAGAUGGCACGAUAGACGCAUAGUAAGAAAAGAAAUAAAAGAAGAAGACCUUGUCCUGCUUUUCAACUCUAGGUUAAAACUUUUUCUAGGGAAGCUAAAGUCAAGAUGGUCUGAGCCCUUUAAGGUUAUGCAAGUCUUCCCGCAUGGAGCUGUAGAGAUUUGGAGUGAAACCUUAGGUGCAUUCAAAGUGAAUGGACAAAGGCUAAAGCCAUAUUUUCAGGGAGAACUCAUAGAGAAGGGAGCCAACUGCGCCUUCGAUGACCUUCUAGGCAGACCGUACCCCGAUUCACAAUUCUACAAAAGCAAAGAACCAAAGGCAAAGGAGGAGAGGAGACGUCAAACUACAUAA